Messenger RNA from Physella acuta, 2976 nucleotides. RefSeq names its product atrial natriuretic peptide receptor 2-like. Gene Ontology annotation, molecular function: protein kinase activity; ATP binding. The record is from RefSeq and is a predicted model, not a curated record. NCBI's taxonomy places the organism in Eukaryota, Metazoa, Mollusca, Gastropoda, Physidae. Gene Ontology annotation, biological process: intracellular signal transduction; protein phosphorylation; cyclic nucleotide biosynthetic process.
AUGACGAGCCUUGCCCUUGUGUACGUCAUCAUCCUGUGGGAGCUGUCCCUGACGCCGCUGACCACUGUCCGAGGGCUGGACAUCCAGGCUGAGGGUGCCAGCUUCCCUGACGCCGCCUACCAGAAGUGGACCGCCGCCUACAGCGCCACCCGCAUGGCCAAGAAGCAGGUCAAGAUCACGUACAAGACCACCGGAAGUGGAGGCGCUGUGGCCGCCAUCACGACACGACCCGACCAGGUGGAUUUUGUCGGAUCAGACAAUGUCCUGUCUGACGCGGAUAAAAAAAAGUUCCCGGAUCUGGUCAUUUUUCCUCUAAUCGCGGGCGGCCUUGUGAUUGGUUACAACCUCCCCACCUGCUCUAAGGACAAAGGUCAAAGGCUAAACCUCACGCGCGAACACGUGGUGGGGAUCUACAACGGUACCUUUACGACCUGGUCUCACCCUUCUCUUCAGAAAGUGAACCCCAACUGCAGUCUGCCCAACGCCACCAUCGCCGUCAUCGCCAGACAGGAGACUUCUGGCUCCACUAAGGUCUUCACUUCUGCCCUCUCUGCCUUUGACGACAAGUGGGCACACACUAAGGGCAUUUUCUCGGAGGGAUUCCUCGCUGGAACGGACACGCAGGUCAAGUGGGGCGAAGGUGUCAUCCGGUACUUCGGGAAAACGAACCGUGACGUAGCCGGCUUAAUCCGGUCCAUCCGGUACACUGCCGGCUACCUGUCGUACGGUGACGCCAUGUCUGAAGUCGUGGACUACGCGGCCAUAGGAAAUCGUAACGGUCAGCUCCUGGUGCCAGACCAGAUGACCAUACAGGAGUCGAUGAAUGCGAAGGUGAACGAUUCGUCCUUAACCCCUGACCUUGUGGAUGCUGACCUACCCCGAGCCUACCCUAUUGUGACAUAUUCUUACAUAAUCUUGUACAGGACUGAGAUGAGGAAGUGUGAUGUUGCCAUGGAGAUCCUUAGGUAUUUGACUUGGUGCAUGAAAGACGAGGCCCUACAAGAGGCGAUGUCCCUUGGGUUUGUUGCUCUCAGCGCCACUAUCGCCACUCGUGUGACUGACGAGGUCCUGGAGACGGUGACCUGCAAGGGUGAAAAGGUCAUGGACAUGGUCCGGGCUGAGAUGGCGCAGGACGACGCCGUGGUACAGGUGUGGGUGAUACCUGUCGCUAUCUCAGUUCCCCUCUUCCUACUUGUAGUUGGCGCCCUAUUCGGCUACAUCAUGUACCAGCGUCUCAAGCUUAGGUCUAUGAUCAACAUGGACGACUGGAGCAUCGCUAUAGAGGAUAUUGUGUUCUUCUAUGAUGAUAAGGUCAGUGUCGGCAAGUCCAGAUUUCUCCGACAGAAGUCUGUGAGGUCCUUGAAAUCUGUCGGGGACAUUUCUGAAGGUCCGGAGCUGUUGUCGCAGAUCUUGCAGUGGCCGGGGAAAUGGAAGUCCAACACGAUCGGCAUUAGGAUGUUGGAAGUUGUGGAGCUGAGGUCGAUAAACCGUGAGAUGAAGAAGACGAUGAUAUGGAUGAGAGACUCCAUCAUCAACACCAACGUCGUCAGGUUCUUCGGUCUGACGGAGUUGGAGGAGGACAGGUACAUCGUGGGGGACUUUUGUGCCAAGGGGACCAUCUUGGAUGUCCUACAGAACGGCAAGUUCAACUUGACCACAGACUUCAAGGUCUCGCUGGCCGUAGAGAUCGCUGCUGGCAUGGCAUUUCUGCACGUCAAUGGUCUGGUACACGGCAUGCUGACGUCAUACUGCUGCAUGCUGGACAAUAAGUGGACAGUCAAGAUAGGCGACUGGGAGUUCCUGAAACUUCUGUCUGUGGAGAACCCGAGGAGAAACCCCCUGCUUGUGAUGAGGGCCAAAGGUUGUCUGUACGGUGACCAGUUCGAGGCGGUCUUCAAAGAUUUCUGGACCGCUCCUGAGAUCCUGAGAUCCGAAUUCUCCGAGUGGCCGAACCAGGCCAGUGACGUGUACAGCUACGCCAUCAUCCUCCAGGAGAUCUUCACCCGAGAUGACCCGUACUUCGAGCUGGCUGACCACAUGACAGCAGAGCAGAUCAUCCACGCCAUUGUCUACAACAGACUACGCCCCGAGCCCAGUCCUGAAGCACCGGUCACUAUCAGGCAGGUGAUGGAACUGGCGUGGUCAGACACACCUGCAGCCAGACCUACAUUUGAGCAGAUCACGAAGAUGCUGAGACGGAACAGGACGGGCAGGAAGACUAUCAUGGACAACAUGAUGGAGGCCAUGGAGGACUACACGGCUCAUCUAGAGGAGGAGAUGGAGGCCAAGGAAAAUGCUCUGCAGUCAGUCAAGUCCGACCUGGACAACCUAAUAUCAGAGUUGGUUCCGUCCGAUUACAGCAGGGCUAUAAGCGCCGGAGAGAAGAUGGAAUCAACCAUUUACCCAGCUCUAGGGGUGAUCAUGUUGGAUGUAUCCCAUACCGGCACGACGAUGGAGAUGGCGGCAGUACAAAAUAUGUUCAAGUUUCUGGGGAGGGUCUCGUCACAGCUUAAACAGAUCACGAAAAAGUACCACGCCUACAGCCCCUACAACCAACUCCAGCAAACCCAGACCUUCGUUCUAGGCCUGGACAAACAGGAAGUGACAUUAAAUGACAGAUGUCAGGCAGUGGCUUACAUGGCAUUGGACAUCAUGAGGAUUCUGCAGCUAUCGAGCUUUGAGACUCAGGAUAAGACAUCAGGUAGCCUUGACCUUCAGGUGAGGUCAUUUCCGUUCCGUAUUGGUGCGCAUGUUGGCACCGUGGCUACCGGCAACAUAGGUGUGACGUCCCCGCAGUUUGUGCUGCUGGGUGACGGCAUAGACGUCAGCCACGCCCUCCUGGCCAGCGCUGACGUCAACAGUGUCAGGAUCUCCAGGGGCGUGUACAGCCAGCUGGAGAAGAACCCGGAUUUUGAGCUCUCUAAGGCGGAGCCAGAGUGGGUCAUCUGUAAUAUGGAAACAUGGCUGACAAAGUGA